This is a messenger RNA of Rosa chinensis, 444 nucleotides long. RefSeq lists its product as uncharacterized. The coding region runs from base 56 to 304 and encodes 82 amino acids. NCBI's taxonomy places the organism in Eukaryota, Viridiplantae, Streptophyta, Magnoliopsida, Rosales, Rosaceae. The transcript has 2 exons. The record is from RefSeq and is a predicted model, not a curated record.
CUUCAUUUACCCAAAAAAAAGCUGAACUUACUAAUUUUUUACAAUCAUCUUCAAAAUGAAUGCACAAGCCAUCAAGGAAAUCAAGGCAAGGAAUGAAGAAGCAAAUGUUAAAGAGACAAAGGUGAACACAGUAGAUAAUCAGUCAUCGGCGGGGCAAGGCCAAGAACAGAGGAAUGUGCAGGUGGUUCACCAGUCACAUCCCUCGCCGAUUACAAAUACGAGCGGGGGAGUUCUGACCGGUGCUGCCGCAGCUGUGGCAUCCACUCUUCGGUCUGCCAAGGAGGCCAUUUCAAAAAUUGAUUAGCACUUUUUUUUUUUUUUCAUUUAUCAAUUCAUAUGUACAAGUAAAUAUUAUUUUGUAAAUCUUUGAUUUGUCAUCCGCACUAUUAACUGCAAUGUGGUAAAAUGGAUGUAUAAUGUUAUUGCUCGGAUAUUCUUAUGUUA